Vollenhovia emeryi is the source of this 3901-nucleotide messenger RNA. RefSeq lists its product as uncharacterized. The record is from RefSeq and is a predicted model, not a curated record. The coding region runs from base 301 to 2196 and encodes 631 amino acids. Lineage: Eukaryota; Metazoa; Arthropoda; Insecta; Hymenoptera; Formicidae. The transcript has 6 exons.
CGCACUCGCCAAAGUCGCCGGUGUCUUUCGAACGAGUCGAAUAAUCUGAUGAUCGAAUAACACCGGGUACACAAUAUCCCUUUCUCCGGCGCUCCGCGUAAAAGAAAAGGAAAUAGAUCUAUCAGUUCCUCUCGAGCGUUUCGGCCGGUCCCAACGUGGGAGAGCCGUCAGCGAAGAAGAGGAACGCGCUCGAGGACACGCGGCAGGAACAAGUCACAAGUGCCAAGUGUGUGUGCCAAUAGGAUUAUAUCGAACUGCCCGCUGCAUCACGAAGAGGAAAAGAGAGAGGACACGCACAUAAUGGAGAGGACGUGGCGGAAUAUACGGAAGACGGCCUUUCUCUUAUCGCUGCCUUUACUAUUGGCCGGUGUACGGAGUGAAGCACCGUUGGUUGACAGCAGCGCGUUGCCUUUGGAACACAGAUCUGUCUAUGGAGCUCCGGCUCAGUACGGGCCACCGGCCGCCAACGAGGAGAAUUGGCCGUUGGCGUCACCCGACACCCCGCAGAUCAAGCACCUGCAGGUGCAGUGCGAGAAGACACACAUGCGGGUGAACAUUGAAUUCGAUCGACCGUUCUACGGUAUGAUCUUCAGCAAGGGCUUCUACUCGGAUCCGCACUGCGUCCAUCUGAAACCCGGCACCGGCCAUUUGAGCGCGACCUUCGAAAUUUUCCUCAACUCGUGCGGCAUGAGCUCGUCGGCGAAUCACAACGUGGCUGCCUACGGCGCCCCGACGCCGUCCGGCAGCUACGUGGAAAAUACAAUCAUCGUGCAAUACGAUCCGUACGUGCAGGAGGUGUGGGACCAGGCGAGGAAGCUGCGUUGUACUUGGUACGACUUCUACGAGAAGGCGGUCACCUUCAGGCCAUUCCAGGUCGACAUGCUGCACGCCGUCACCGCCAACUUCCUCGGCGACAACUUGCAGUGUUGGAUGCAGAUACAGGUCGGCAGAGGUCCCUGGGCCAGCGAGGUGUCCGGCAUCGUCAAGAUCGGUCAGACCAUGACGAUGGUGCUGGCUAUCAAGGACGACGAGAAUAAGUUCGACAUGCUGGUGAGGAAUUGCGUCGCUCACGACGGCAAGAGGGCGCCAAUUCAGUUGGUCGAUCAAUAUGGUUGCGUGGUCAGGCCGAAGAUAAUGUCCAGGUUCCAAAAGAUCAAGAACUUCGGGCCGAGCGCGUCGGUCGUUAGCUUCGCCUACUUCCAGGCCUUCAAGUUCCCUGACAGCAUGAACGUCCACUUCCAGUGCGUGAUUCAAGUCUGCCGGUACAAUUGUCCCGAGCCCAAGUGUGGACAUCCUGGUCUCGAGUACGGCGCACCUGUCGGUGGUGGCAUUACUCACGAAUACGGCGCACCGGUCUCGCAAGGUCUUUCUUCGGAGUACGGUGCCCCGCCUGUGCCCGAAUAUGGCGUACCGCCGGCUUAUCCUGAUCCGCGACAUCCCAGCGGACCGGCCGGAGCGUACAGCGAGCCGAAUCCGGACGUGGUUCCGGCGCCACAAGCGCAGACCUCGUCCUCCUCGCCCAGCUCGACGCCGGGUGACGCUACGGCCAGCAGCUCAUCCCAAAGUCCCCAGGAUAAUAUCCACCUCCCGCCGCCUCCUUUGCCCGGCCAUUCGGCGGCGUACCAGACUGUAAAGCGAAAAGGAACGGCUGGCACGGAGGAGCUUGAGGGUAAUCUGGCUAUCCUCGGAGGUCGACCGAGAUCGGUCGAAGGUUUCCCGGCUGAGCUCAGAGGCGCUAGGAGGCGGAGGCACGACGAGCCGCACGAGCUCGAAGACGAUGAUAGCAAUAUCUAUCAUACGGUGACCCUGUUCUCCACCCACGUGUACAAACGAGCGGCGCAGGAGAUGACGGACGUCAACACCUCGAGGGUCAUCCAGGUGGUCGCGCCGGGCGACGUCAACUUCGCGCUCGGCACAAACAACUCCAGCAACGACACCACCGUGGUCAUACAGAACUCCAGCGCGUCCUCCGACCCGGAGACGAUCUGCAUGAGCCUGCCAGGCUUCGUGGGCGGCUUGGUGAUGCUGCUGCUGGUCGUCGUCGUGGCCUCCCUCGUCGCGGCCUUCCUCUUCGUCAGGGUGCGCGCCGUGGACCGCAAGAACGCCGCGAUAGGCGGCAACAGCUUCGUUCAUCCGGUGUACGCGACCGAGAAUUGCAGCGUGCCGAACCCGGAGUUCGUCAAAGUCGCCAACUGAAGAGGCGUGUACGGUGCGCAAAAUCAAAAAGACUCGCCGCAGAAGAGAAGGUAGAGAUCCCCCCUCCGGAGGAUCGUCGACCUCGACGACGGGCGAAAUGCUUCGGGACCGACGCUAUCUCAUUCGAAACGAAACUCGUGACACGACCACACGUCGGAGAUUCUCCUCGUCGAAAGUCGCGCAACCACGUUUCUCUCCUCUCUCUCUCUCUCUUUCUCUCACCUCUUUCAUCGUGCUAGCCGGUAGCUUCGUGUCUAGUCUAGUCGCGUCAAUCCGCGCUCGUCGAAUCGAGAGAGACAACGACUAGAGAUCGAUAUCGAUUGAGAGGGCGCGAAUUCGUUCCAAUGACGAAGGACGAGGGGGAUCUUCGAGUAGAGCGUGUAAAUAAGAGGCCCGGAAGACACGAGCGAGUGGCGAGGAAGUGGCGAAACGGAGGGGAGAGGAAGGUAAACGGGGGGGAAAAGGAGCCACUGACGCGUGUUCCACCGAUCGUCCACCGGUCGGAAUCAGCUUUUUUUUUCUACCAAAUCAUCGCGAUCGAUGGAGCGCGCGCCACAGUGAUGAAUAUCGCGAGUCGAUCUCCGUUGACGCUUCGUGAUCACCGCGGCAAUCGUUACCGCGUAGCAAUCAACGUAAUUUCCACGUCACGACGAUUACUCGGCGGUCCGGCCGACGACAGCUCGGUAUCAGGGAGCGAGAGAUCGAUCGCGCAAUCGCCAGAGUAGUCUCUAAGGAGGGCAUUGUAAAUAAGCCGCGCAGGUAGUCAGACGGCCCUUCGGGACCCGCUUCAGGUCUCGCGUCUCUCCGAUCACCGUGUGUACGCGCUAUUAUUUAUACACGCAUCGUAUACUUGAACGAGUGUUUCUUCUCAUCGCCUUCGUUGUACCUCAUCGCGUUUCCGCCGUGCCCUAUCGCGCUGGCGACCUCCGCGGAGAACCGCGGAGCGCGAGCUCGCGUCGCGACGCUCGACGUCAUACGCCGACGUCGACGGCGGUGCUCGGUGGUACCGUUAUUUCGCGUUCUUAAGUCUCAAGCGGUUCACCGAGCGUUCCCGGUAAACAUGUUUGUCCCGAAAUUGGGCUGCGGAGUCGUCUAAACGCGACCGCUCGUCCUCUGAAAGUUUAAUUUAGGGCGGGAAAUCGACCGUGGGACGAGGAGCCCUCGCUAAGCCGCUUAAGAUGCAACGAGAAGACUCUAUUUAUUAUAUCUCCCUCUCUAUCCCCUUUUCUAACUCUGCAUCCUGAUCGACCUAACUUAAUUUAUUGAUCAAAAUUGUACGACUUAUUACCCUUUCUCUACUUCGCUUAGUACUUAGGAUAUCCGUCGAGGAAUAUUCCCGGAAUUUGGGAAUAUGUUUUACGUAUGUGUUUUAAGCACACACACACACACACACACACACACACAUGCAUUAAUACAUGCAUACAUACAGAAACGUUCACACAGAUCGACACAUACAUGUACACGCGAAACGUAUGAAAUUACACAUGCAAUGCGCGAAAUGUGUUGUAUACGUUAUUAUACCAGCGCGAAAAAUGUAUCCACAAAACAUCCGUUACAAUUAAUUGUUUGAGAAUUAUUUUAAUUACAUGAUCAUUUUUAUUUAUAUAAAUCUGCGCGUUCCGCUUUUUCUUGACCAUUCUUCCCACGUUUGAAACAGUAAGUGAAAAGUAUCAAAGUUCCAGAGUACUUUGUAUUUGUCUCUUCA